AUGGCCAUUGACCAUCUUGGCAUUCGGGUCCCGCCCAUGAUGUUUUCUGCUACCCUCACUUUUUAUCUUUCUGCCCUCAAGCCGCUUGGCUACAAAGAGAUGAUGAGGCCGAUCGAAAAUUGCGUUGGUCUCGGUAUCGACCGUCCUGAAUUCUUUAUAACUGCCGACACCGAAGUCCAUGCGAACCAAAAGAUACAUCUCGCUUUCAAAGCCGAAAACCACGCGACCGUUGAUGCCUUUUAUUCCGCCGGUAUUACAGCAGGUGGCACUUGCAAUGGGCCUCCAGGGCCACGACCCGAAUACAACCAGCCAUCCUAUUACGCUGCCUUCGUCUUCGAUCCAGUCGGGAACAAUAUCGAGGCUUCAUAUGAAUAG
Molecule: messenger RNA, 375 nt
Organism: Aspergillus pseudoviridinutans
Lineage: Eukaryota; Fungi; Ascomycota; Eurotiomycetes; Eurotiales; Aspergillaceae
Product: VOC family protein
Exons: 2
Coding region: 1-375 (124 amino acids)
Source: RefSeq, a predicted model, not a curated record